Engraulis encrasicolus (European anchovy) is the source of this 3157-nucleotide messenger RNA. RefSeq lists its product as uncharacterized. Lineage: Eukaryota; Metazoa; Chordata; Actinopteri; Clupeiformes; Engraulidae. Bases 198 to 2846 code for a protein of 882 amino acids. The record is from RefSeq and is a predicted model, not a curated record. The transcript is spliced from 18 exons.
CCAUCCGGUUGGAUACUCGAGACUGCCAGGACGCUAACGUGAAUAUUUACACCGCUAGUUCUAUUGAAAAUUAUUGUUGUUGAUGUAAAAUAACAUAGCGCUAAGUGCAAAAACAGAGGGACAUUUUGUGAUUUGACUGGCGCUGGUGGAGAGCUUCAAUAGCAACCACUGAUCGAAAUCAGCAGAGGUGGGGGAAAAUGGCUGACAUCAUAACAACUGAAUACGAGGACGACCCUGACAAUGGUUUCAUUCAAUGUCGUUUCUGCAACAAGAGCAUCAGGGGUGAUACCCAGUACAGGAUUCACCUGACUACAAUUCAACAUUUGAAGAGAGAGGAAGCAGCAAAUGGUCAGGCUCCAGCUAUGCCAGUAUGGAAAGGCUUCAUGGACUACUUGGAUUACCUGAACCUGGAUGAGCCAAUCAUUGGUCUGAGCUCAAUUGAGCAGACCGAAGAGCUAAUGCAGGCUAAUGGCACCCCCCGUGUGAAAUACAAGUGCAAGCAGUGUAAUUUAGAAACGGACCCGCCCGGGAUGGCCAGCCAUGUGGUGGGAAGAAAACAUCGACAAAAGUUUGUGGAAAUGAGAAGGCCUGAUUUGGUCACAUGGGAUGAUACCAACAAUAGCAAGCAGGGGACGGUGAUCAGGGCAAAAGCAGAAAUUGUAGAAAGACAAGAGGGACGUGGAAAACCAAAGGAAUUGCCUAAACAAAGAACCACAAGAUGGAAUGACCCCCAGAAACCUAAUAUACCUGUAAAUCCCAGAGAUGAACUGGGCAUGGGCCAUUCACAAGCCGGUCCAAGCAGGGACAGGGGGAGGUUUGACCCACCACAGGGAUUCCCCCCAAAACAAAAUGAUGCCAAUUACUACCCAGCACAUGCUUACCCACUUAGCGGCGAGUAUCGCGAAGAAGAUCCCCGUGAACGGUACCAUCUGGAAGACAGCAACCGCCCUCCGCGGGAGUUCUCAAUGUCUUUGAAGAAAAACAUCUCUGUGACCGUGGCUGUGGAUAGACGUCAUGAGAGGCACCAUGUCACUGAAGCUUACCAUGUCACCGAAGCGUACCCAGAUGAUGGGGACUAUAGAAGGGUGCAGCCACCUCCAGAUGACCUCUCAAGGAAAAUGCAUCGCGAAAGUGAGAUCUAUGACCCCUUUGAAAAUGAUAGUCCCCCUAGAAGACCACCACCUUUGGAUGACCACCCCGAUUCACGCCAUCCCAAAGGGGAACAUCGUCAACACAUCUAUGAGUACAACAACCGUUCUAGACCUCCUGCCGCACCACACCAGGAAGUUGAGCCCUCUCACCUGGCCAAUGAGUGGCCAUAUUCAGAGAGAGAGGCGAGGGGGCCUUCUUAUCCCCGGGAGGAACGCCACCCGCUUAGUGCUGCGGAGGGUUAUGCAAAUGAAGAUCCUUACGGGGGUUACGUUGAAAACGUCCGUGACAGGGAUCGUCGUUCCUACUCAAGGGAGGGUUCCUCUGAUCAUCGCCCAAGAAUGGACGCCGAUCACCGUUACGUGGGCCGUGAACAGUUCUCCGAAGAGAGAUUCCAACCUCACAUUGAGGAUGAUCGUGCGCAGAGGGCGCACUCCGAUUUUGAGCCCGAGGGCCACAAAGUAGUCAUCUAUGGCAGAUCAGCGCCCGAACCUAGAAUGCAGAGAGACUGGCCACGAGCGGGAGAGUUACCGCCAAGGCCCGAGGAAGACAGAAGAAGGCCCUACUCAGAUUACCCUCAGCAACAAGAUACAUUCCAGGAGCCAUAUCCUGCAAAGCGGAAGAAGAGCAGGUUCAGCGAUUGCACAGAGGAUGAAAUAGAUCUACUUUUAAAAUGUCAAAGAGCAAAGGCUGUUUCUGAUAAAAUUGUUCAGGAUGCAUCCAGUCAUGCUCGGAGGCGUCGUGGGGGUGGCCCUUCAAAGGGAGACCUUAGACAACGUGGAAAAGUCGAACAAGCUUAUGAGCAUAGGCCUUCUGAAGGUGGGGGCUUGAGGGAGGAUUUCAGGGAGCGUGGGAGACCCGAACAAAAUCCUGACCAUUUCAUGGAUCUCCCUAGGGUUCCUGAAAGGGCAGGCUUGAGAGAGGACUUCAGGGAACAUGGAAGAGAGGAAGACCCUGGACGUUUUGUGGAUCUCCCCAGGCCUUAUGAAAGUGGCCACUUCAGGGAGGAUUACAGGGAUCGUAGAAUGGAGCAAGAUCCUCCCAGUGUUCAGGAUGUCUAUAGACAUGAUUCUGAACGUGAGCGCUUGAAGGAGGAUUACAGACAGCAGGAACGAGCACCAGACUCUGGCAACGUUCUUGACGUCCUUAAAGGUGUUCAGAUUGAGAGUGUGGAAGAAGCCAAUUUCCUGAAGACUAAACUCUGCUCUCUGCUGAAAGAGUUUCAGGCUGGCAAAAAGGAUACGAGAGGGGAUCAGAUUUCCCCCAUGGAGUCUGAAGACUAUGGUCAGCCAAGGGGGGAUGUUCCAGAACGGGCUGCAACCAGUAGUGACUAUGGUCGCUGGACAAGAGAAAUGCCACCUGCAGAGAUGAGGCGUGACGAUUUCCACCACCAAGCGACCCCUGAGCGCUAUGAGCGUGACGAGCCUCCGCAUAGAAGAGAACAUCCGGUGCCUGAUGAAAGGAUUGAGGAAUACCCACGGGGUGAUUUUCACAGAGAAUACCACCGUUCGCCGCCAAGAGACGUCCCGGAGAGGUACAGCGAUGGUUUCCCGCGACCAGGUUACCAUGAGUACCCGCCAGAGGACCAUUACCGUGACAUGCGUCCUGUUCGGGCCCGCUAUGAGGAAGAGAUCAACCCUCCCACCAGCCUCGACAAGAUCGCCUCCACUCUGCUGCAGCUUGUCGCUCACAAAUGAUUUUUUUUUUCCUGAAAUGUUUGCUUCGUCAAUUUUUUUUUCUGCUCUUCUCCCCCUUUUUCCACUAACACAUGAUUGUUUGGUCUGCUUUACGUGCAGUAUUUUGUAUGAUUAAAAAAAGAAGAGUAAUAUUUUAUGAUUGUGUACAAUUCUGUAACUUGACUGAGCCCAUCAUCCCCCCCAUGGACAAAAUUCUUCUAAUUUUGUUAUACAUUCUAGUUCCUAUUGUAAUACAUUCUAAUAUUGUUGAGUUGUUAAUUUGGUCCGAGAUCAUGGCUGACCAAUAAAGACCUCCCCUAGGGAAAAUCUGA